This is a messenger RNA of Hypomesus transpacificus, 2664 nucleotides long. Its product is annotated as kelch repeat and BTB domain-containing protein 12-like. Lineage: Eukaryota; Metazoa; Chordata; Actinopteri; Osmeriformes; Osmeridae. Gene Ontology annotation, molecular function: protein binding. The record is from RefSeq and is a predicted model, not a curated record.
GAUCACACAGCAUGGAGGACAGCUCAGAAACAACUGCAACUAUGUUGGAGUGUUUUUGAAAGUUCACAUUGCACAGGAAGUGACAUGAUAGAGAUUGAGAAAGUUCUGCCGGUGUGAUCCCACGGGGGAAAAGCAUCAGAAGCCUGGGAAGCUUCUGGCACAGGGUUGACUUUUGGUGGAGCUGGAUGAUGCUGUUGAGAGAUCUCUGAAGUGCCCCGGAUCACAGUUAGAUAAGAUUGAUAUCCUCCAUCUGUACUCCCAGUAAGUCUUGUUGUGGCACAAACACAGAACGGAUUUGACCCUCCAGGCUGGUGGAUGGACACCCUGGUGCCGGACACGUAUCAGGCCAGACAUGGCCUAGCUUUGCUGGGGCAACUGGAGAGGAUGAGGGCGGUUGGAGAGCUCACAGACGUGGUUCUCCUGGCUGAGGGUGUUCCCUUUUCUUGCCACCGGGUGGUGCUGUCUGCUUUUAGUCCCUACUUCCAGGCCAUGUUCACAUGUGGCCUGAGGGAGACCCGUGAAGGAGAGGUGCCUCUCAGGGACACCUCUGCCCAGAGUCUGGAGCUGCUCCUGGGCUACAUGUAUCGCUCUGAGCUGCCUCUCACCAACCACAACAUCCAGGGUGUGGCAGCCGCUGCCUUCCUGCUACACAUAGAGGGGGCUUUCAGGCUGUGCCAGAGUCACAUGGAAGCCAGUAUGGACCCUUCCAACUGUGUUGGACUGUACCACUGGGCCAGAGAUCUGGGGGCCUCUGACCUAGCUGACAGUGCCUGGAGAUACCUAUGCCGUAAUUUUUCUCAGGUGUGUGAAGAAGAAGAGGUCCUGGACCUGGAUGUUCAGAGUCUGGGGGCUCUGCUAGGUUCAGAUGACCUCAAUGUGUCCCAGGAGGAGAGAGUGCUGGAGCUGGUGCUCCGCUGGGUGGAGAGGCGCAGGGGAAACUCCCAGAGCGAAGCCCAGGCUGUGGAGCUCCUCAGGCGGGUCCGUCUGGAGCUGGUGGAACCUGGCUUCCUCAGGAGAGCCAGGAGGAGAAACCCGGUAUUACUCAGAGAUGCAGAGUGCUUUGGGAUGAUCGACGCAGCCCUCCAGACCUCAGGUCUCUCGGUGACGACGGCCCCCCCUCGGCCAGCUCUCCGUUAUGGGAUGGAGACCACCGACUUGCUCCUGUGCCUGGGGGGGAUUGAUGAGGAGGGCGUCCCAGCCCGGCGGGGAGGUCAGGCUGACCUCAGCUUCUGUUAUGCCCCCCAGGCCAGACGGAUGUAUUUCCUCUCCUCUCCUCUAAGGGCUACUGGGGGGGCUGGGGCGAUCACGGCUGGAGGGGUGACGCAGGGCAACGACAUAGUGGUGGCCAUCGAGAAAGAGGACGAACACAGGACCAAGAGGGUGGAGAUGUACCGGUAUGACCGCUCAGUGGAAGGCAGUUGGGAGAAGCUCUGCUGCACAGGGUACAGGGAUAUGUAUGCCUUGGGGUUGCUAGGGGAUGCUCUGUACCUGAUUGGAGGGCAGAUGAAGGUGAGGAACCAUUACAUCAUCACUGACAGUGUUGAAAGGUGGUCCCUCAAAAGAGGCGGUUCCUGGCUUAGCUUCGCUCCUCUGCCACUCCCGUUGGCCUGUCACUGUGCUGUUGGCCUGAAGGACUGCCUCUAUGUGCUAGGGGGCUGGACUCCACAGUCAGAACGACCGGACGAGGAGCCGGACAGGCUGAAUAGCCGAGUGUUUCAGCUGGACCCGGGCAAGGACACGUGGACGGAGUGUGCCAACAUGAGGUACUCCAGGUACCGCUGUGGCGUCGCCACACUCAACGGAGAGAUCUACAUGCUAGGGGGUAUCGGGUGCGAGGGUGAGGAUUGUGGUCAGUCUCGGCGCUGUCUGAGCUCAGUGGAGAUCUAUAAUCCUAACACAAAUACCUGGAGAGCAGGGCCAACCUUACCCAUGUCCUUCCUUUCCCUCCGAAGCAACGCCUCUAACAUCGGAGUGGUGGACGGCAAACUGUUCCUCUGUGGAUACUAUAAGGGGGCAGGUCGCCAUGAGAUCAUUACCAAAGAAAUCCUGGUGUUGGAUCCUAAAGACAAUGUCUGGUCCGUGGUGGAGCGACGAGCAGCCAUGCAUGACAGCUACGAUGUCUGUCUGGUGGCCAACCUCAAUCCCCGUGACCUCUUAACUUUGUGAUUUUUCCUAUUUUCCUUUCUCAUUUUCUGUCUGUUCACAUGGUGGAACAAUAAAAUGGUGGCCAAUGAGAACAUAUUCAAAUGCCACAUGUUAGUAUGUAGUUGGAAUUUAUGUUCAAUAGCCCCUGUCUGACACAGGUUUCAUCCAAAACCUUGGGAAUGAAUGACCCAUUCACAUCGAAGGAUUAUCUUUAUUUUCAUGCCGUAAAAGGUGGUAUCCACUGUAUUCCUCCAGAGGAACAGAUACAGUCAGUAGCCUCUUGGUAUUCUUUUCUGGGGAAACAAGCAUAUGAAGCAGAGCUGGCCCUAAAUCAGAACGUGAGGACCCUGGCCAAUCAUGUGUCCUCUAUAUCCUGUGUCCGUUUUACAAAUUCCAUUCACUGUCAUUUAUUAUGUACAGUCUGGCCUUCUGGAUUGAAAUGCUGUCAUUAAAUGAAUGUUUUUAAUGAGUUAAUAAUAAACAAAUAUAAACGAAUAAAGCACAACAGGAUUAUACUCC